UUCGGGAAAUUAUUUUCUGUGAAAUUUUCAUAUGGACGGUUCAUUUCUGCAAUGUAGUAUGUAUGAAUUUUAUAUUUGCGCAGAACUAAUUUAAAUUAAUUUAAGUAACAAAAGAACGUUUAAUUGAGUUGGAGAAAGUGUGAAGAAAGAUGGAGAAGAAGAAAGAGAAGAAGAAUGAAAAUUCCGGACAUGUUCGUGUUUUUAUUCGUUUCAAGCCACAAAAUGAUCAAGAUCAAGCUCAGUAUAAUAUAACACCCCGUGCGGAUCAGCUCCAUGUACCUGACGCACAAGGCAAAAUAGAACAAGAUAAAUGGUACAAAUUUGAUCGAGUUUUUUCAAAAUCCGCAUUGAAUCGAGAGGUAUACAAAACAGUCGGGCAUUCAUUGGUCGAUGGUGCAUUAAAUGGUUUUAAUGGCGCCCUAUUCGCGUACGGACAAACAGGGAGUGGUAAAACUCACACCCUCAUGUCGAAAGAUGGGAUGACAGCACAUUUAAUUAGUCAACUGUUCAAUCGCAUUUGGAACGAUACUGCGUAUCAAUAUAAGGUCACGUGUUCGUAUUUACAAAUUUAUCAAGAGCAUAUACACGAUUUAUUAAAUGCGAAUCCGAAGUUAGAUUUCAAUAUCCGUGAAGAUCCCGAAUCCGGCACGUUCGUGGAAAACUUGUCGAGUUAUAUUUGUCACAGUCCAACAGAUGUUUACGAACUUCUCAAUAUCGGUCGUAAAAGACUUGUAUUUGGCGAGACACGUAUGAACAGGUUAUCUAGCAGAUCCCAUGCUGUUUGCCAACUGGUCAUAGAAAGAAAGAAGAAACCAAAACAAACAGAAGAGCAAAACUCUCCCAUUGAGGUGAGUUCACCAAAACAUAAUCAAAAACCGGUCGUAGAAAUACCAGAACUCGAUUUUGAAACUAUUCCAUUUCGUCAAUCAAACUUAAAGAAACGUCACAGUAUCGCUGUUUCGAAACCAGUGAGACGAAACAACUCGAUGGGUAACGUUUCAUCGAGAAAGAAUCGAGCAUACACACCACGAAGAACUAAAAACGGAAAUCUUCAUCCGGGAACCAUGAACUUAAACAAAAGAUUUUCUGCAAAUUUUGAUCGCGGAGCAUUUAAUCCAGAUGAAUUGCCAUCUAGAUCCCAUACUCCUGAACCCAGACUCUCCAUGUCGGCAUCUGCAAACAACUUUCGUAGUUUAAGAAGAGGUAAUUCAAAUCUGGAUGCAGAAGCAGCUAGCAGGCUUACUAUUCGUCGCUCGUCACGUCCAGAAACACCUGACUUAUCGAGGUUAGAUAGUUUGAUGCUAUCGAACGCAUCACUGGCAGAUGAACUGGCUAAUAGUACUGACAGUGUGAUUGAUGAUAUGUACUGGCAACUUGAAGCAAGUACAACUGAUAUUUCUAAGGUAUUUGGGGAACAAAAUUUAACAGGAGAAGAGGCUUUUGCGGAAUCUACGGCUGAUGAUGUAACGUCCAUUAUUUCAAGCGACGACGCAAAAACCGAAAGCGAGGAAGAAGUUGAAUCUGUGGAUGGUGGUAUACUAUUAAAAUCCAAAAUAAGCAUUGUUGAUUUGGCAGGAAGUGAACGUUUAAAAAAAUCUCAAGCAGAAGGAGAAAGAUUACACGAAGCCCAGCAUAUAAACCUAUCGUUACUUGAACUUGGGAAUGUUAUAUCAGCACUGGCAGACGGUCAUCGGUCACACGUACCGUACAGAAACUCGUUAUUGACUCGAUUAUUACAAGACAGUUUAGGUGGUAAUUGCAAGACAAGUUUCGUUUUAUGCGCUUCCACUGCGUUGGACGAUAUACACGAAACGAAGUGCACACUUGAGUUUGGUCAGCGGCUUUUGAAAGUAACAACGCAACCUAAAGUAAACAUAGAGGUUGACUAUAAACGUUUAUGCGAAGAAUUGAAAGCAAAAGUAGAAGGAAUGGAAGAAGAACACGAAAAAGCAACGCAAAGUAUGAGAAAGAAGUUAGAAGUCCUAGAGAAAGAAAACAAGUCUCUUGUAGAAAAAUUGGAUUCUCAACAAACAUCCACACGUAACUUGCAACAAGAAUGCAACACUAAAAACACAAAGAAUGCGGAAUUAACUGUUGAAAUCGAAAGACUGAAGAAAAAGGACACACUGAAUGAAAAUAUAAUAAAGAAAAAAGAAAAUGAAAUAACUGAAGCAAAGGAUGAAAUAAAACUAUUGUUAAAAGAAACAAAAAAAAUUGCAGCAGCAGCUGCGAAGAAGAAGGACGUGAAACAUAUUGGAACAAACACUUCCCUUACAACAACAAAACACACAGCGUCGAAUACAUGCUCACUUCUAAGACCUGAAGUAACUCAUAGUUCCACAAAUACAUCACCUGUACAUAAACCUGCAAUUUGCGAAGUAUCCUUAUCUCCAAUACCACAACUAUUACUUGAAGACUUCUUCAGUAAUACUUCACCCGUACAUAAACCCGUAUUAUUAGACACAUCUUCAUCGCCUACCCCGCAACCGUUGUUAGAAAACAGCUUUAGCAAUACGCCCCCAAUACCUUCUGAAAAUGCCUAUAGUAAUACCUCCCCUGUACCUGAAACCUUGAUGGAAGAUUCAUCAUGUAAUACUUCACCUGCUCCUCAAACUCUACUGGAAGAUUCAUCCUGUAAUACUUCACCAGCUCACCAGCAAUUAUUAGCAACGACGAUUGACGCUUCUUCUAAUACUUCUCCCAUUCGAUCCUUUAUUCAAAAAGUUUCUGUGCACAAAGCAAGCAACACAUCACCUAUUCAUGUGUCAACACACGCCACCUCUCCAAUUCACCAAUUAAAAGUUCAUGAGUUUGAGCGCAUGCGCAAUGUCCUCCUAGCUGAACUGAUGUCACUACAGUUGUUAUAUAGCAUGUUUGAUUUAACAAUAAAUUAUCAAGUUGAAGGGAAUAAUAAAUCCACUGAACUGGAAAAUCCAAUUAAUGAUAAUGAUAGACUUGAAAAUAAAAAAGACCAUAGCCCCACUCCGUCUGGAUAUGAGACGGGUUCCCACAGUCAACUGGACAUUGACAGAACAUCUAUGGUUGAGAAACACGAGAGUGUACCACACUCGCGAAAUGUAACUCCAGAUUAUUUCAAAUUUCCAAAUACUGAAAAUUAUUUGCAUGACGAUAACACGAUGUUGACGAAACUUCAAGAAUCGUACACUCCGAAGACGGGCGGUUUAUUGGAAGAAAUAAUCGAAGCGCAAUUAUCUGGUUGCUUUUCUAAUUCAAGUGCUGUGUCUGCAUUACCUGUGGAGGAGCGCAUUGCUUUUCUUCGGAAAGAGAUAGGUGAUCAUAAAAAGUCGAUAGAUGACGAACUGGUGAAAGUAGCUGAAGAAAUUUUGAAGGAAGAAGAUCUGGAAGAGGAAGGUGGUCGGGUAAGAAAACGUGGGGUUUAUUCAAAAUUAGUUCAAAAGUUGUCUGAUCCAGAUUCAUGUGCUGAGUACAACAUCGAACAAUUUGAACAAAUUCUUAACUUGGUACUUGUUGAUCACUCCCUUACUGGUUGUUUACUGGCUCUGUCGCAUAAACGAAAAAAUAAAAAUACCGAAAACAUGAUGCGUCGCUUAUCCAGCUUUAAAUCUACUCCAAAAUCACUUUUGGAUUAUAUUGACAUUGAUCAAGAAUUAUACGGAUAUGAAAACGAGGCCGCUGUGUUCCAUGACGAUGACGAUGUAGAAACCAUGCAUGAUUUAGAUACAGUUGACAACAUUUUGGACUAUUCAGCGCCCGAUUCAGCAGAAUUCCCAGAAGUAUUGAAAGAAAACGAUGGUAUUGUGGACAGUGAAGUGUCCGAGUUAGGGUCGGACAGUGAAUGUGGAAGCCCUUCUCCACAAAAGAAAGGACUACGACGUUUCUUCUGCAUGCCAGUAAAAUCAAUGAAAGGAAGCAAAAGUUCUAAACCAGUAAAAAAAGCGAAAAGAUCGAGAAAGCAAGAAGCCUUACUGGAUUCAGAAAUAUAAAUGAAACAUGCAACCUAACGUGGUUCAUACCGUCGACUUUACUUAACAGAUUCUUUGAGGAUUCCUGAUAUAUAUCAACAGAUAUUCGUAUUUUAUUCUAUUGAAUAAGAAAGAAGGAUUCUUUUUUAGAAUACGCCACUUAAAAAUUCUCAUCCCUUAUAUCAGUCAACUUAAUUGUAAAGAGGUCCAUUUAGUUUGCUGUCAUAAAGAAGCGACUUUACAUUAAUGUUAUUUAAUUUCGUAAGUUUCCUGACAUUUAAUGUGUUUUUAUUUCCACUUCACGUAAUUUGCUUUGCGAGACUUGUAAUUUUUUAUAAUUUUUUAUUUGGUUUCUGCACUGGUGUGUUUAGUGAAAGAUUUUCUAAAUGUACCUAAGCCAUUUGACCAACCUUGUCCCCAGGGCCUUAACAUUUCGUUUAAAAAAACCUUGGGAACAAGGUUGUUAACAAAUGUUUUAGCUAAAAACAGAAAUUACUUAUUUAUUGUUCAUUAAUAAUUUACAGCAGAUUUAUAUAUUGACUAAAUGACUCAUA
Hydractinia symbiolongicarpus is the source of this 4498-nucleotide messenger RNA. Its product is annotated as kinesin heavy chain-like. The record is from RefSeq and is a predicted model, not a curated record. The coding region runs from base 150 to 3965 and encodes 1271 amino acids. NCBI's taxonomy places the organism in Eukaryota, Metazoa, Cnidaria, Hydrozoa, Anthoathecata, Hydractiniidae. Gene Ontology annotation, molecular function: microtubule motor activity; ATP binding; microtubule binding. The transcript has 19 exons. Gene Ontology annotation, biological process: microtubule-based movement.